Messenger RNA from Sabethes cyaneus, 675 nucleotides. RefSeq names its product sugar transporter SWEET1-like. The transcript is spliced from 4 exons. Gene Ontology annotation, molecular function: sugar transmembrane transporter activity. Gene Ontology annotation, biological process: carbohydrate transport. The record is from RefSeq and is a predicted model, not a curated record. Bases 1 to 675 code for a protein of 224 amino acids. Lineage: Eukaryota; Metazoa; Arthropoda; Insecta; Diptera; Culicidae. Gene Ontology annotation, cellular component: membrane.
AUGGAGUCCCUAGCACGUGGUUUGCUACCCUUCCGGGAUGUGAUAGGUAAUGUGGCGGGAAUCCUAACGGUGGCACAAUUCCUCAGCGGAUGUUUCGCGUGCAAUCAGAUUCGUCUGAAAGGCACUUCGGAAGGCUUCUCACCGUUGCAGUUUGUCCUUGGUGGUGCAUUGACUGCACUGCAGCUGAAAUACUCUCAACUGCUUGGAGUGAAAACGAUGAUUCUCACCAGUGCCUAUUCGUUUGCAAUCUGCGUGGUUUAUUCGGUUUGGUUUUUCGUGUACACUCCAAGCAGCAAACGAGGUGCGUUUUGGAAGUUAGUGCUGCAGACCGUUGCUGUUUUGAGUGCCGUGCUGCUCUAUGCUGGCUUGGAGAGUCCUGACAAAAUUAGGUAUCGUUUCGGAUUGCUAGUUACCGUACUGACUCUUGCCUACAUUGGACUUCCGUUGAUGAGACUGGGUGAGGUUGUCAGAUGCAAAAGUUGCAAAGGACUUCCCCUGCCGGUUAUUCUGGCCAGUACGGGGGCUUCCGUUCUGUGGCUUUUGUACGGAAUUAUUUUGCAAAACUACUUCAUCAUUAUUCAAAAAGUGAUUGCUCUUGGCUUAUGCACUCUUCAACUAUCUCUGUUCGUGAUUUAUCCAGCGACCAAAAGUGGAAAAGCAACCAAAACAGAAUAA